CCCUCGUAGCACAACCGAAUAUACCGACGAAGAACAUCUCUUUCAGUGAGAAGUCAACAGAAACGAUGGAUUCCUUGCAAUUCCCAGUGAAACAAGUGUAUGAUGAUGAUGAUGGAAUCCAGGCUAAACCAGAAAAAUCCAUGGAAGAAGAUUUCAUUGAACAAGUGUGUGACGACGGAAAUAAGUGUUGUAAUCCCUGCAUCUUCAGAACUCCUUUCCCUGGAUUACAAUUCCAGGAGCCUCAAUUGGCUUCUAUUGGCCCUUUUCACUGCACCAAAACCCUCCCGCUUCAACAAUACAAGUACUCCUUCCUCCACAGUUUCGUAUCGCGGGUAAAGAGACGAGACAAAGAUUUACGAUUCUUUGUCCGACAGAUGACGGCUCUUGAGCGGCGCGCUAGAAGAUGCUACUCCGAGGAAGUGUCGAUGUCGAGUCCCGAAUUCGUCGAAUCGAUGUUGGUCGACGGUUGCUUCGUAAUGGAGGUUCUUCUGGGGAAUUUUGGUGGAGGAUCUGAAGAUUGGCGUUUCCCAAUUGAACCAUGGCAGCUUCCCAUUUUGGUUCAAGACCUGCUCAUUCUAGAGAACCAAAUCCCUUUCUUUGUUUUGGAGAUGUUGUUUGAGUCACUGGGGAGCCAGGGCCAAGAAGGGUCACCAGCAGUUUCUUUAUGCACCAUGGCCCUGAAGUUUUUCGAUCUGGUCUUCCCUCGAUCGACGGAUAUCAGCUGCGAAUUCGACCAUUUGGAACCCCACCAUUUACUUGAUUUGUUUCUCCAAUCCAUCCGCCCAUUGGAUCCAAGCCGUUUCCAUAUGAAGACUACGAUCUUCCCGAAUUUUGUUUACUCACUUCUGAAGAAAUUGGAUGUCAGAAACCAAGCUGAUGCCUCAAAGAAAGUUGACAAUGUAACCAAUCUGAAGUUGAAGGGGGUUGAACAUGAACAACAAUGUGAUCCUCUACCGCCAUUUCACUUAACAAUGAAUGUAACAGAACUCCAAGCAUCGGUUAUAAAAUUGAGGCCGAGAAACGUUGCUAGGUUCACCGAUAUCGAUUUCAAGAAUGGGGUGCUUGGAAUCCCGUCUAUAACCAUUGAUGACCUCUUCAUCGCCAUCCUUGUUAACUGUGUGGCCUUCGAGCAUAGUUCUAAGACAGGCUCCAAAGACUUGACUGCUUAUGUCUCUUUCAUGAGUAGGCUCAUGAAACGUCCUGCUGAUGCGGAGUUGCUAUGCUCAAAUGAAAUCAUCUCAAGUUUUUCUCACAAUGACCCAAAAGUGGUAAAAUCUUUUCAUUUUCUCUGGCUACAUAUUCCCUACUUCGACGUCCAACAUUCCUAUCUUUCCAAGAGAUUGAAGGAACUAGAGUGCUACUAUACAAGAUAUGAAAAGGCUCGGUGGUGGUCGAGUUUCGUGUCGAGAUAUUGGACAACUCUGUUCUUCUGCAUCACAAACCUGUUGUUUGAUUUCAACCAUUUAAGAUCGGGUGUUAAUCUGAUGAUCCAUUUGGUGGUACAACAAGUUAAAUUUAAUGGCAUAUAUCCAGAGUUUGAGGGUAAUACUAAUAUCACAUGUCCUCAAGACUAUAGCUCUUUUAUCUGUUAUUCUGUUUUCUGUGUCGCUCGCUUUAUAUAUAACAGAGUGAGAGGGCGUGUGAAAUCCAUGGACUUGAGCCUUAGCAAGUUCACGGCCUUCCUUUUCAUCAUUGUUGUCAUUGUCAUUAUGAUGUUCGUGGUUUCUGAAACCCCUACUCCAACACUCACAGUCGACAAACAAGUUAUAGACGAUGAAAAUUCGGUCACGGUCGAAGGUUCUUCGAGAGUCAAUGAGAAACAUGUGGGGGCAAAAGACAAACAAAUAGAGGUUGAAAAUCCAUCGAAGAGGAGGGACACCAGUAGAGUGCCAUGGCUUUCAGAGACAGUAAGUGGGGAGAAAUAUGAAAUCAUUGUGGAUUGUGUGAGCAAGGAUAAAGAUGACAAGUAUUAUAAUGAGCCAUGGAGAAGAAUAUUGGAACAUGAAGUGGUUCGGAUGCUGGUUUCGGCUUUGAGAGUCGCGUGAACAAGUGGUAUAUAGAAAUCUUCAAUGGACAGUAUCUUUUGGUCUGAAAAUCUAUGCAUGAUCUUAUUUGAUGUUCUUUUUCUUGUGCUAAAUGGUUGUGGAGAGUACUUUGAGUUUAGGAAAUGGAAUUCAAUAGUAUUAACAUCCUUGUGGAAA
This is a messenger RNA of Hibiscus syriacus, 2201 nucleotides long. Its product is annotated as UPF0481 protein At3g47200-like. The transcript is spliced from 2 exons. NCBI's taxonomy places the organism in Eukaryota, Viridiplantae, Streptophyta, Magnoliopsida, Malvales, Malvaceae. The record is from RefSeq and is a predicted model, not a curated record. Bases 66 to 2045 code for a protein of 659 amino acids.